This is a messenger RNA of Apis dorsata (giant honeybee), 2447 nucleotides long. RefSeq names its product two pore potassium channel protein sup-9 (gene Task6). Lineage: Eukaryota; Metazoa; Arthropoda; Insecta; Hymenoptera; Apidae. Gene Ontology annotation, biological process: potassium ion transmembrane transport; stabilization of membrane potential. The coding region runs from base 647 to 1750 and encodes 367 amino acids. Gene Ontology annotation, molecular function: potassium ion leak channel activity. Gene Ontology annotation, cellular component: membrane. The transcript is spliced from 8 exons. The record is from RefSeq and is a predicted model, not a curated record.
GUUAGAAAGAGAGUGAGACAGUGAAAAGGAUUUGACAAGGAAAGCCAUACUGAAAGAAACAACGAGAGACCGGUAAAUCGGGAAACAAAGAUGGUGAUAGAGAAAUAGACAAAUAACGAGGGGAAUACGAAAGCAGCAGAGAAAAAUUCGAAAGGAAAGCUGUCCGGGAGGGGUGGAGAUGUGUUGAAGUGUGUUCUUGUGUAUAUAUAUGGUGCAGUGCGGUGCUGUGCUCGAGAGAGAGAAUGGCGUGGUCGGAUUUCGCGUGCACCUCGCCGUGACGUGGAAAGUCGGCACUGAAAGAGUUGGGCGCUAAGCUGAGGAAUGGAGGGAACGUGGCAGUGGGAGCAGCGAAAGCACUGCCAUAUCAUUCUGCUCAACCCUUUGUCGUACGUAAAGGAGAACCCGGAACAGGCUGCAGAUGAACGAAAGCGGCUGGAAGGUAGUCUCUGCAAGGAAGAAGACACCCUGAAGAAGAGGAGUCGCGUGCCGGGUCUGUAGCGCUCGGUAAAGAGAGNAGGGGCCCCCCCGAGCAUCAUCAGAAAGGAGAAGGGGUCGUCAUGGACCCGGCACACCAAAUCGUACCCCACUGAGCGAUGCAAGUAGUUAGGGCCGGGGCCCUGCUAGUGAGCAUGUGGCUCACUAGAGAAUGAAGAAGCAAAACGUCCGGACCCUAUCGUUGAUCGUCUUCACGUUCACCUACCUCCUCGUCGGCGCUGCAAUCUUCGACGUUCUCGAGUCCGAGACGGAGAAACGACGCAAGGAAGCAUUGGACGCCAUUGAAAAAAUGGUUAUACGCAAGUACAAUAUAAGCGAGGACGACUUCAAGAUCAUGGAAACAGUGGUGCUGAAGACGGAACCUCAUAAAGCAGGUCAACAGUGGAAAUUUGCCGGAGCGUUUUAUUAUGCGAUCACGGUCCUCACCACUAUUGGUUACGGACAUUCGACGCCGAACACCAUAAGCGGUAAGCUGUUCACGAUGUUCUACGCAAUCGUUGGUAUCCCGUUAGGGCUCGUAAUGUUCCAGAGCAUAGGAGAGCGUUUGAAUAAAUUCUCGUCCGUCGUUAUACGGAACGUAAAGAAGCUACUUAACUGUAAGGAUGUCCAGGCCUCAGAAAUAAAUCUCAUCUGCGUGGUGACGACCUUAUCUUGCUUAACGAUUGCGGGAGGUGCCGCUGCGUUCUCUCGAUACGAAGGGUGGUCGUAUUUCGACUCCAUCUAUUAUUGUUUCAUCACCCUGACCACCAUUGGUUUCGGCGAUAUGGUCGCGCUGCAAAAGGAUAACGCGCUAAACAACAAGCCGGAAUACGUGAUGUUCGCCCUGAUAUUCAUUUUAUUCGGCUUGGCCAUAGUCGCCGCCUCCCUCAAUUUAUUAGUGCUGAGAUUUGUCACAAUGAAUACGGAGGACGAAAGGCGAGACGAGGCUGAGGCUCUACAGGCUGCGCAAGGAGCGGUGCGCCUGGAGGGCGACGUAAUAACGGCGAACGGCUCGAUACUGUCGGGCCAAGUAGGGAACCACGGUGACACGAUAUCGCUGGACGACGAGACGUCGGUCUGCAGCUGCUGCUGCAGCGGAUUCCAGAAGAAACGACGGAGACCACGGUUCACCGUACGUCGCUCGCCCGGUAAGAUAUCGCACCUGCUGCCGAUGCAGCAGCUGCCCACGUUGAAUGUGCGCAGUGAACUACGCCCGCCGCCGUUGACGCCGUUGCUGCAACUGCCUCCGUUGCAUCAACACCGUGCAAGUAUCUGACGACCGUCGACCGGUGUCAGUAGUACGUUUUCGCAACAACAACUGCCGCGACGGGUGUCCGUUUGAGAGGCUCUUCCCCUCCCCCUGAGGAACAAGAAGGAUGGACAGAUAUCGCGGGAGGACGUGGAUAGGGAGGAGAGUGAGAGAAGAGAAUCUUUCUUCGACCCGCUUCAACGAAUUUCAAUCCUCAAGGGAUCGCUAUCGCACCUAUCGCCUAUCGAUUCUCACGAUAACAGUAACCGUACCACAAUAUCGUUGACGUUUGAAAAUCUGUUUUUUUCCCUUUUUUUGAUUUUUUUUAUUCGUGUAUCGGGUUUCGUGUUUGUUUGAAGAAAGUUUGAAGGAAAGAUACGUGUGUUAUGUUUUUUUUUUUUUUUUUUGUAGAUUGUAUCGUUUAAAGAAGAUGGAGGAUUUUUUUUCGCGUUAUAUGAUUAAUUAUGAUCAUUGCGACACGGUUAUUGCGAGAUUAAUCGCAGGAGUGACGAGAUUCUAAUCGAUUUUAUUUAUCAAUAAAAACUUGAGAUUUCAUCAAGUCAUUUUUUUUCCUCCCCCAUCAAAAUUUGAAAAACUUGAAUUUUAAACGAAUAGAGAAAAUUGAUAGAAAGAAAAUAAUCGUAAGAUAACAAAUAAGUAUAUGUUCCAAAGAGGACGGAAUCCAAGUGCUUCCUAUAUUAUGCUCUUCUAGUUCUUUUUGAAA